AAUCUUCUACAACUCGCUUCUCCUUCGUCAAUCUUCAGUCUAGCCUCUCUCAUUCCUACUACUAGCAGACGAUCCAAACCCUAACACACUUCUCAACCUUCGCCAAAAUCUCCUGCGCUGAAUGAAAGCCUGCUGUAAUGAUCUACUGGCACAAAGUUACCGCCUUUGAGUCUUGCUGAUCAGUUCCACAGCCCCUUUAUGUUGAUUGUCCUGAUUUAGUAGGAAUACUUUGUAAAAAGAAGAAAAGAACGAUUACAACCCUCAAAUUUUGUAAUUUGUAAAUGAUGCAACAUUUUAUAUUAGUUUCAGAUAUUUUGACAGAAAUAUGUUGACCUGACUUGGAUUUAUCUCUUCUUUCUUCUUGUUUGGUCUGCUAUAUAUACCUGCAGAGUUUUUGGGUUUCUAAUUUUGUAUUGAUUACAUAUUCAAAAGAAUUUUGGCACCUUUAAGUUGCAUUGUUUGGCUGCCUGAACUCCAAGAAAUUUGUUUUGCUGAAAAAUGGAGAGCUUGGCACAACUCGAAGUGUUGUGUGAGAGACUUUACAACUCACAGGAUUCUGCUGAACGAGCACAUGCAGAGAACACUCUCAAAUGCUUCUCACUAAACAGUAGCUACAUCUCACAGUGCCAAUACAUAUUAGACAAUGCAUCAACACCUUAUGCACUAAUGCUGGCUAGUUCAAGCUUGUUGAAGCAAGUGACAGAACAACACCUAUCUUUGCAGCUUCGGCUUGAUAUUCGAAACUAUAUUAUAAAGUACCUGGCCACAAGAGGACCUGACUUGGAGCCUUUUGUAACUGCAUCUUUAAUUCAACUGUUUUGCCGGGUUACAAAGUAUGGGUGGUUUGAAGAAGACAGUUUCAGAGACGUGGUUAAAGAAUCAACAAACUUUUUGAAUCAGACACCAUUGCAUUAUGCCAUCGGUUUGAAGAUAUUGAAUCAGCUCAUCUCUGAGAUGAAUCAGCCAAGUCCUGGGUUGCCAUCUGCACAGCAUCGUAGGGUGACUUGCUCCUUUAGAGACCAAUCACUUCUUCAAGUAUUUCAAAUAUCCCUUACUUCACUGUCACAACUGAAGAAUGAUGUUGGUGGCAAGUUGCAAGAACUGGCAAUUGCACUAUCUCUCAAAUGUUUAUCUUUUGAUUUUAUGGGGACAACAGUUGAUGAAAGUUCAGAAGAUUUUAGCAAUAUUCAGAUACCGUCUGCGUGGAAGCAAAUCCUUGAGGAUCCCUCAACAGUACAGAUAUUUUUUGAUUACUAUGAAAACAAUGAACCUAAUGUAUCAAAGGAGGCUUUGGAGUGUCUGGUUCGCCUGGCUUCUGUGAGAAGAUCAGUGUUCACAAAUGAUACUGCUAGGAUGAAAUACUUGUUGCACCUGAUGACAGGAACCAAAGAUAUUCUCCGAACAGGGAAAGGACUUACACUUCAUGAUAAUUACCAUGAGUUUUGUCGUCUUCUUGGACGUUUUAAAGUAAACUUUCAGCUGCAAGAGCUUGUAAAUGUUGAAUGCUAUGGUGAUUGGAUACGUCUAGUGGCUGAAUUUACUCUGAAAUCUCUACAGUCGUGGCAGUGGGCCAGCAGCAGUGUUUACUACCUCCUUGGACUCUGGUCUAGGCUGGUUUCAUCUGUACCAUAUUUGAAGGGGGACACUCCAAGCUUGCUGAAUGAGUUUGUACCUGAGAUUGUCAAGUGUUUUAUCACAUCGAGAUUUAGUUCUUUUCAGGCAGGACUUCCUGAUCCCUCAGAGAAUCCCCUUGAUAAUGUGGAGCUUUUACAGGAUCAGCUUGAUUGCCUUCCUUACCUUUGUAGAUUUCAGUACGAGAGCUGUAGCUCGUAUAUUAUGCAGAUUACAGAUCCUCUUCUGCAGUUGUAUAUGGAAGCGGUUGAUCUCCAAGUCAUUUCUGUGGUUGAAACUAAACUUGCUUGGAUAGUGCAUAUAGUUGCAGCUAUUGUUAAGACAAAACAACUCAGUGGUUACAGUGGGGAAUCGCAAGAAAUCCAUGAUGCAGAACUUUCAGCACGUGUUCUUCGGUUGAUAAAUAUCACUGAUAGUGGUUUGCAUACUCAGAGGUAUUCUGAAACAAACAAACAGAGGCUUGACAUUGCUAUUCUCAUCUUCUUUCAAAACUUCAAAAAGUCAUAUGUUGGAGACCAAGCAAUUCAUUCAUCUAAGCAGUUAUAUGCUAAAUUGUCUGAACUUCUUGGGCUUCACGAUCAUAUGCUCAUCUUAAAUGUCAUCGUGGGAAAGAUUGCAACCAACCUUAAAUGCUACGGCGAGAGUGAUGAAGUUAUUGAUCAGAGUUUAAAUCUCAUGUUGGAAAUGGCUACUGGAUAUAUGACUGCAAAGCUUCUUUUGAAGUUGGAUACUACUCAGUUAAUAAUCUCCAACUGUAAUAGGGAACAGUUUCCCUUUUUAAGAGAUUACAGAAGCUCACGCAGCAGAACAACAUUCUAUUACAUAUUGGGCUUGUUGAUCUUCAUGGAAGACAGCUUUUUGAAAUUUAAAGCAUCAAUGGAUCCUCUUCUACAGGUUUUCCUGAGUUUGGAAUCAAUACCAGACUCAUUAUUUCGCUCGGAUGAUGUGAAACAAGUUUUAGUUGGAUUGAUGAGAGAUCUUAGAGGAAUUGCAAUGGCUACCAGUAGUCGGAGGACAUAUGGUUUCCUUUUUGAUUGGCUAUAUCCAGCACGCAUGCCACUUAUACUGAAAGCCACCACUGUAUGGGCUGAUGUUUCAGAGGUCACAACACCAAUACUCAAAUUCAUUGCUGAGUUUGUGCUGAACAAGUCCCAACGCUUAAAUUUUGAAACAUCAUCUGCCAAUGGAAUACUACUUUUCAGGGAAGUCAGCAAAAUGAUAGUUGUGUAUGGAUCAAGAAUUCUGUCUCUUCCCAAUCAGGUGGAUAUGUAUCAGUUCAAGUACAAGGGGAUGUGGAUUUCUCUAACUAUUCUCGUAAGAGCACUUUGUGGUAACUAUGUCAACUUUGGCGUGUUCGAGAUAUAUGGGGACAGAGCACUUGCUGAUGCUUUAGAAACUGCUAUGAGGAUGGCUUUAUCUAUUCCUUUGACUGAUGUACUUGCAUACAGAAAGCUUGCAGCAGCCUACUUCACAUUUCUGGAGGCUCUAAUGAAAACACAGAUCUCAUUUGUUUUGAAUUUGGAUACAAGCAGCUUUAUGUUUAUUGCUGGAUCUUUGGAGUCUGGUCUUAAAGUACUGGAUGCAAAUAUCAAAUCACAGUGUGCAUCUGCUGUAGACAACUUGGCUACUUUCUAUUUUGAAUGCAUAACAGCUGGAGAGUCACCUACUUCCUCAGCCGCUCUAAAACUUGCUCAACAUUUCUCAGAUUGUCCUAAUAUUUUUCUUGAAAUAUUGAAGACUCUCUUUGAGAUAGUUUUAUUCGAAGAUUGUGGCAACCAGUGGAGCCUAAGUAGACCAAUGCUGAGUUUAAUAUUAAUAAGCGACGAGAUGUUCUCUAAUUUGAGGGCUCAGAUUUUGGCUUCACAACCAGUGGACCAACAGCAGCGCCUUUCCCUGUGCUUCGAUAAACUUAUGUCCGAUAUAACUCGAAGCUUGGAUCAGAAGAAUAGGGACAAGUUCUCCAACAAUUUAACUAGAUUCAGAAAUGAAUUCCGGACCAGAUAAGACACUCUCAGCUCACUUAGUGCCAUUUUGUAUAUGUUCGCUCCUCCCUUCACCCCCUCCAAGACAAAUGAAAAAAAAAAAAAACAGAUUUUAAAAGAAAUGCAACAAGAAAAACAAAAGAUAAGAUAGAUCAAUGUAGAAGAAAAGAAACAUACAGUAUUUGAAGCAUUGGAGGUGGUUGAAUUACAUACUCUCAAAAGAUUCAGUCUUUUAGCCUUUCUUUUCCCUUGUUGUAUGUGACCAAUAUCUGUAUUCUGUACAGUUAUUCAUUUUGUGAAUUGGGGUUUUGCCUUUUAUGGUGGCUUGCCUUCACUUAGUUGCCCAUAAAUUUCAUAUUGUCGGGCUUUUGUGCUCUUGAGAUGAAAUUAUAUAUGAAAAACCCUAAGUUGGUGAUCAA
This is a messenger RNA of Ipomoea triloba (trilobed morning glory), 4033 nucleotides long. RefSeq names its product exportin-7-like. The transcript has 29 exons. Gene Ontology annotation, cellular component: nuclear pore; cytoplasm. Gene Ontology annotation, molecular function: nuclear export signal receptor activity; small GTPase binding. The record is from RefSeq and is a predicted model, not a curated record. Bases 499 to 3636 code for a protein of 1045 amino acids. Gene Ontology annotation, biological process: protein export from nucleus. NCBI's taxonomy places the organism in Eukaryota, Viridiplantae, Streptophyta, Magnoliopsida, Solanales, Convolvulaceae.